AUGCACAGCUCAGCCAACUCCGACGAGCAUCCCAGGCCCUGCACAGACCAUGAAAUCAUCGUGCCUGCAGACGCGAUCCAGCGCCCGGAGCGACUCGACUACUCCCGCCCCCCCGCUACACGUCCGUAUACUACAACCACCGAACGGAUCGCCCCCGGCACCUGGCUCAUCACGAUCCGGUGGGAUCCCAGCCUCCUCGGCCUCCAGGCCGGGGAGCACAUUCGCGUGCACGAAGACAUCUGCAAGGUGGCCCUGGCCCGCGCUUUCAAGGAGCUGUGGGUCCGAUUCCCGACCUGCAAGCUCGUCUAUGGCUGCAUCGACGUCUACUCCACGGUGGCACUGUACAGCAGUGAGCAACAGCCGCUGACCUCUUCGCAGGAUGGGGCCGUCGCUUUGACGCCCUGGCGGUUUCCGGCGAGCGCAGCUGUCGACGGUGAUGAUAAUAACGACUCGAAUGCCCCGGCCAAGCUUCUUGCGGAGUGGAAAUCGGCCGUCCCGCGGAAUGCCUAUGACGCGAAGGAGGCUGCGUGGUGUGAUAGCCAUCGGCCAAAGGGGAAAGGAGUUAUACCGCUGGGAAGGCCGCUUCCCAGCUCGGUAUCCCGAGCGGAUGGGCCGGACGGUUAUUCGCCCUUGUUGGUUCUGGGGUCGUGUAGUCUGUGUGGUAUGGAUCAUGAGCCCUGCCCUGGGGACUCGUCUCAGGCAGCUUGGGCUACGGUCAACAAGCCCUGA
Aspergillus japonicus CBS 114.51 is the source of this 729-nucleotide messenger RNA. RefSeq lists its product as uncharacterized. NCBI's taxonomy places the organism in Eukaryota, Fungi, Ascomycota, Eurotiomycetes, Eurotiales, Aspergillaceae. The record is from RefSeq and is a predicted model, not a curated record. The transcript has a single exon. Bases 1 to 729 code for a protein of 242 amino acids.